This is a messenger RNA of Auxenochlorella protothecoides, 231 nucleotides long. RefSeq lists its product as hypothetical. The transcript has a single exon. NCBI's taxonomy places the organism in Eukaryota, Viridiplantae, Chlorophyta, Trebouxiophyceae, Chlorellales, Chlorellaceae. The record is from RefSeq and is a predicted model, not a curated record. The coding region runs from base 1 to 231 and encodes 76 amino acids.
AUGAUGACAGGGCGAGAACAUGAAAGUGAAAGAGUCCAGACUUUUGGCUGCCCAAGCUGUCGCAGAGGUCUCAAUAACAGGGAAAUGCCAUCGCGUCACUCACCCAAACAGCUCUUGCUCAACACUGGUGCUGAAGUGAGUGUUCCACCGUUCCUCGAGAGGCAUCGACCUCGCCCAACCCACCCCAGAUUUUGUAGUUGCAGCGAUAUCCUUGGCAUGUGUAAGAGAUGA